This is a messenger RNA of Stegastes partitus (bicolor damselfish), 4064 nucleotides long. RefSeq names its product zinc finger E-box binding homeobox 2a (gene zeb2a). The transcript has 9 exons. The record is from RefSeq and is a predicted model, not a curated record. Bases 1 to 3567 code for a protein of 1188 amino acids. Lineage: Eukaryota; Metazoa; Chordata; Actinopteri; Pomacentridae. Gene Ontology annotation, molecular function: DNA-binding transcription factor activity, RNA polymerase II-specific; RNA polymerase II cis-regulatory region sequence-specific DNA binding. Gene Ontology annotation, biological process: anatomical structure development; regulation of transcription by RNA polymerase II.
AUGUGGAAGGUCACGUUUACCGUCCCGCAGCUGCUGCAGCUGAUGCAGCUCCAAUGCAGCCUGAAGCUCCGCCCUCCUCGCAGCGGACGAGCCGUGAUUGGCCGUCACGUGCUGAACUAUGAGAACGUGGUGGAGACAACCUCGGAGACGGACGAGGACGACAGGACGCUGCUGUCCGAGGACGCCGGCUUCGCUAACGGCGGCGGCGGGGAGGAUGAGGAGGCGGGCAGCCCGGCCGGCGUGCCCACCAUGGAGGCGUCGCCCCGGGUCGGCCACGCCCUGCUGUCCGACCACCAGGACGGAUCCGAGGGCCUGCAGGACCCCCACGGCUGGAGGCUGGAGGACGGACGCCUCGACGACAGAAAAGACGAAUACGAACCUCUGGGUCCGGAGGCGUCGCUGCACGCUGUGGGAAACUCUGCAGUGAAGCGACUGGAGGGCAUCUCCGAACUGGACGAGUACUUCCUGAAACGUAAACUGGAGGACGGCGACGGUCACCCGGCAACCAUCGCCGAGUACCUGCAGCGCAGCGACACCGCCAUCAUUUACCCAGAAGCCCCGGAGGAGGUGACGCGACUGGGCACGCCCGAAGCCGUCGGCCAUGACGAGAGCGAGCACGACCUGCCGCCCGGGACGCCGGACGACUUCGCCCAGCUGCUCACGUGUCCGUACUGCGAUCGCGGCUACAAACGCCUGACGUCUCUGAAGGAACACAUCAAGUAUCGGCACGAGAAGAACGAGGAGAGCUUCGCCUGCCCGCUGUGCGCUGACACCUUCAGCCACCGAGCCCAGCUGGAGCGUCACAUGACCACACACAAGCCCUCCAGCGACCAGCCGCCACUGCUCGCCGAAGGAGCUGGAAACCGCAAGUUCAAGUGCAGCGAGUGCGGGAAAGCCUUCAAGUACAAGCAUCACCUUAAGGAGCAUCUUCGCAUCCACAGCGGUGAGAAGCCGUAUGAAUGCUCCAACUGUAAGAAGCGCUUCUCCCACUCCGGAUCCUACAGUUCCCACAUCAGCAGCAAGAAAUGCAUUGGCCUGAUUGCCCUCAACGGACGAGUGCGCAAUGGAAACAAUGGCAAACCUGGCUCCUCUCCCAACUCUACCACCUCCUCACCAGGAAGCCCCGCCCUCGCCCAACUUCGCCACAAACUAGAAAAUGGGCGACCGCUCGGCACACAAGAUCAGCAGCUGGACAUCAAAGCCGAGCCAAUGGACUUCAACGACUACCGACUGCUCAUGGCCUCGCAGCACGGCUUUGGGGGACCGGGGGUCUACCUGAACGGCCGUGGCGGAAGCCCCCUGGGCAUCCAUGGCUCCUCCCAGAGCCCCCUGCAACAUCUGGGAGGCCUGGGACUAGACCUUCCAUUGCUGGGAUAUGCAGGGUCUCUCGGGAACAACCUGAGCGAGGUGCAGAAAGUGCUGCAGAUUGUGGACAACACAGUGUGCAGGCAGAAGAUGGAUGGGAACCCAGAGGAGAUCUCCAAGCUCAGGGCCUACAUGAAGGAGUUGGGGGCCCAGAUGGAGGAGCAUCAGCUAGCCCAGGCUGGCUUCCAGGUGGUGGGCCAUGGCAGCCCAACCAAGAGCAUCAUCGACUACACGCUGGAGAAGGUCAACGAGGCCAAGAACCUGAUUGACGAAUCCAAGAGGCAAGUGGACGUCAAGAAGGAGAAACCAAACCACUCAGUGGAUCUCGGUGCCGAUGAAAAAUCUCAUGACGGCCAGAACCAGUUCUUGCCAUUCUCCUGCCAGUACUGCAAGGAGACCUUCCCUGGGCCGAUUCCGCUGCACCAGCACGAGCGCUACCUGUGCAAAAUGAACGAGGAGAUCAAAGCGGUCCUGCAGCCGGCAGAAAGCAGUCCUGCAGGGCGCCGAGGGUCGAUGACCUCCGAGCUUCCCAGUAAUGACCGGGCCACCAGCCCCAUGAACCACUUCAAGGACCAUGUGUCAGUGCUCAAGGCCUACUUCGCCAUGAACACUGAGCCCAACUCAGAGGAGCUGCUCAAGAUUUCCAUCGCUGUUGGCCUUCCUCAAGAGUUUGUCAAAGAGUGGUUUGCACAGUGGAAGAGUCAAAACCAUCACGUAAGCAAUUUGAGGAAAAAAUCGCCGCCUCCCGACCGCAGUGGGCCGGACGCCAACCACAGCUUGAGCCGGUCUCCGAUGUCUCUUCCUGCUGUAGAUUUACAUGGAGGCUUCACUAAUGGCGAAGCCUCUCACAGACUCACUAAGGGCAACCAGUUUACAGCCAACCGGCAGACAACAGGGGACAAACCACUAGACCCCUUGGACCACUUGAGGAGCAACACCCCGUCACCCCUCAACCUUUCCUCUACUUCCUCCAAAAACUCUCAGAGUAGCUCUUACACUCCAAACAGCCUCGCCUCAGAAGACGCCCAUGGGGACAUACCACUGGAUCUGUCGCUGCCCAAACACAUGGUGCACAAGCUCAUCUCCAUCGGAGAGAAGCGAGCCAGACCCAACGGUUUGAUAAUGGAGCGAAACGGUGAGGUUUCAGGACGAGAGCAGGGGUGUGGACCCUUAGACCUAGUCAACAUCAAGAAGGAGGUCCUGAGCUCCAAUGGUGGAGGGAAUUCCAUCCACCAGCUGGAGAAAAGCACCAGUCCCAUCUUUGGGAUCAACCCCUUUGGUGGCGGCCCCGUCUACACCUCCCUUCCACCUCACGGAGCGUUUCCUCCACCCACCUUUAUGUCUCCUGCCCAGGCCACCAUCCCAGGCCUCAGGCCCUAUUCAGGCCUCGACCCCAUGAGCUUCCUCCCCCAUAUGGCCUACACCUAUGCCACUGGGGCAGCCACAUUUGCUGAAAUGCAGCAGAGGAGAAAGUACCAGCGGAAACCAGGCUUCCAGGGGGAGCUGCUGGACGGGACGGCGGACUAUCUGUCAGGCCUGGACGACCUGACAGACAGCGAUUCGCUGCUCUCCAGGAAGAAGAUUAAGAAGACUGAAAGUGGUAAACGUCCUCACCAGUGUCAGAUCUGUAAGAAGGCCUUCAAACACAAGCACCACCUGAUCGAGCACUCGCGGCUGCACUCUGGAGAGAAACCCUACCAGUGCGACAAGUGCGGAAAGCGCUUCUCGCACUCGGGCUCGUACUCGCAGCACAUGAACCACCGCUACUCCUACUGCAAGAGGGAGGCGGAGGAGCGCGAGGCGGCCGAGAGGGAGGCCCGGGACAAAGGGGGCGGAGUUGGCGGUGGAGGAGGCGGCGUGGCGUCCGGAGGUCUGGAGCCCACCGAGCUGCUGAUGAGGAGGGCCUACCUGCAGGGCCUCGGGCCGCUCGGAUACUCGGACCCCGAGGAUCAGCAGGAGGACGGCGGCGGUGGUACGAUCCUGAGGGACGGCAGCGAAGGAGGCGGAGGGGAGGUGGAUAGCAAGACGUACGAGGAUGUGACAGACGGACAGGAGGCAAGUUUCAGGGAAGGAGACGACGACGAGGACGGGCGGCGGAUGGACUCGGCGAUGGUCGGCGAGGACGGCAAAGACUCGACGCAGCUGAUGGACGAGAGUUCACGAGAAGGGAAGACAGACGGCAAGUCGGACCAGGAGGACUGAUCGCAACGACGCUCCGCGGCGUUCGGAGGUUUCUGCGUCGUGGCUGACGGAAAUGAUCGCAGAGGCGUUUUUAUUCACUAUCGCAUCUGACAACAAACCUGCUUCCCUCCCAGAGCAACGAGUUCAGGACUUCACCCCAACGUUAGUGAAUCCCACUCUGAGCUGUUAGCCGGAGCAGAAAGAGUUUAGCUGUGACUCACGUUUAUCAGGUUCUGUCUGGAUUCGAUUUCUCGCCACACGAGUUCUUGUGCAGCUUCAUUUUCACUGGAGCUCUGAAAGUCUUUCUGAACCUGCUUCUGUGAUGAUUUACAACCUUAAAAGAUGAGCAGAGCUGCAACGAUUAUCAAUCAGGUGUCAACGAGCUCGUCUUAUUCUCAGUUUAUCGAUAUUAGUGAUCGAAGUAAGUCAAUUCUGUGGUCCCAGCUUCCUAAAUGUGGAUAUUUUCUGGUUUCUUUUGUCCUCUAUGACAGUAAACUAAACAUUAAUCAAACAAGACA